AUGGAUGAUUCAAUGAUUAAUUCAAUUUUAUUACCAUCUUCAAUUCAUCUUGAAAAUCUUGAAAAAUUAAUUAAAAAUCUCGAACAACAAACAUUUAGUGUAGAUAAUUUUGAAAAUAUUUUAAACAAUGAUAGUAAACAAGAAAUAAUUACUCAAUCAUCUUCAUCUCUUUCAUCAAGUACAGUACCUAUUAAUGAUAUAUCAAAUGAAAAUUUUCCUAUUAAAAACAUCACACUUACCAAUGAUACUACAACAACUGAUCAUAAUCAUGAAAGUUUUUCUAUGGAUAGUCUUUCAACUCAACGUGAUUUAUUUAGUAAUGAUGAUUUUACAGAACAACAACUAUCAACAACUAAUGAUCAAAGUUUAUGCAAUGAUCAAGAUAGUGGAUUUACAUGGGAUGAUCAAUAUGAUACACAAGCCAAUUAUUGUAUAACUUUUAAUACUGAUAAAUCUGAAGAAAUCGAUACAAAAUCAGAAAAAUUCUCUCAAUAUGAACAUGAAUCAACUAAUAAAAAAUUAAAUUCUGCGUAUUCUGACGAUGAUAUACUUUCAAAUGUUGUUAUCAAUAAUAUGAAUGAUUGGUCUAUGCAAUUAGAUUUAAAUACUUUCGAACAAUUAAUUAAUCAAUCACAACAAAUUCAUUCUCAAUAUAAUCUUUCUUCUUCAUCAUGUCAACAACAAAAUCUAAAUAAUAAUUCAUCUAUAUCAUCAACAUCAUGGCGUCAAAUGAAACAAAAUCAACGAAUCACAACAACAGAAAUUAAAAAACGAGAAAUUCGAUCACUUUCACCAAUAAAUCUUUAUAAAAUUUUUCAACAAAAAUCUAAUACAAUUACAUCAUCAUCAUCAUCUCGAAGUGCUUUUCAAUUAUAUCGACAACAGAAUGAUUCUAUUGCUUCAAAUCAUAUCAAUAAAAUUCUAAUAGAAAAAUCAAAACAAUUCCAAUCUCAUCCAACUACAAAUCAAGCUAUUCAAACAUCUAUUCUAGCCGAUUCUUCAUCGAACAGUCAAUAUCAAACACCACCCGUCAUAGGAUCUAAAUCUAAAUCAUAUGAUAAUCUCAUUGUACCAUUUUCAAAUUCAUCAUCAUCAUCUAUUCAUAAAUCUUUACCUGAUCUUUCUUUUAUCUCACAAUAUUUAAAAGAAUUACCUCAAACUUAUACAACAUCACCUUUAUCACGAACAUCUUCAUCAUUUAUUAAUGUUGCUCGUACAACAUCAUCUCCAAUAUUAAUUCAACAACAAAAAUAUGAUUCAGAUCGACCUCGUACACUUAAAUCAAUUAAACGAUAUAAAAAUAGUAAACAUUCAACUGAACCUAUAGGUGUUUUUUAUAGUCCACAAUUACAUAAAACAUUUGCUGCUGUACCUGUAUCAGCAGUUAUUACUGAUGCAAAUGCAUCAUCAACAAUAAUCAAAAUGAAAUUACCAUCAUAUUCAUCACUUCGAUCAGAACAACAAAUAUUAAAUCGCAAAUCUUGUUUGAAAUAUCAAUCAAGAGCUAAUUCUUGUGAUAUUCAAUCUACAUUACAAGAUAAAAAAUUAUCAUCAUUUUCCAUUCCUAGAUUAAUUAAUAAUAAAGAUUCAAAUUUUCCAUUAUUAAACCAACAUUAUUCAAAAAAUGAUACAAUUAAAUCUUCGAAUAUUAUUUAUUUAGAUAAUUAUUCGAAUAAUUUCAAUAUUUAUCAACGAGAAAAUUCAUCACGUGAACAUCAUUCUGAAUAUGAUCUUUCAUUAUUAAUUGAACAAGAAAAUCAAACAAAAAAAAGUGUUAGUUUUUCUGAAAAUAUUUCUAAACAACAUCUUAUAUCAUCUUAUAAUCCAACAAUUAUAUUUAAUGAAAAUAAAGAAAGAUUAACAAAAAGAACAAUAAUACGAUAUGAUGAAAUGCGUCGAUGUCAAACUGACAUUAUUCAUAUUGAUCCUGUUCUUCAUCGACAUUCGCUUACUGAUAGUCCACCAAAUGAAUUUUGCUUACAACAAGAUGAAAAUGAUAAAAUUUUAAUGGAAAAUUCUCAUAUAAAUAUGAUUUCAAAUGAUGAUGAAAUAGAAUCAAUAAAUACAAUUGUUUCACCAAAGAUUAAUUUAAUUGAUAAAGAAAUUAAUUUAUCUAAUCAAUCAUUUAUUUCAAACAAUAUAUCAAUACUUGAUGAUCUUUUAGAAACAAUCAUUGAUAUAAUAAAACGUUUAUUUGAAAUAAAACAAUCUGAUAAAUCAUUCUUUCUCAAUAAUGAAAAUAAUUUACAAUUAGAUUCUUUACUUAAAAAUGAUUUUUGUACAAUUAUUCAAAAUAUUCUUGAACAUGGUAGAAAAGAUUUGAAAAAAAUAACUCUAUGGAAAAUUAUUGAAAUGUCAAUGAAUUCAAAUAGUACAUCUUCAUUUUCUUCAAGACAAGUUCCGAAAAUUUAUUAUGAAGCUAAACAAAUUGCACAAAAUAUUUCAUCAUAUUGGUUAUACAGAUUUCAAGCAUUUAUUUUCAUAUUAUUAAAUAAAAAUGAAUUAAUUAAUUGGCUUUAUUAUUUUACAAGACAAAAAGAUAUUAUUCAAUAUUAUUAUCAAUCACCUAAUGCUUUAAUUCUUGUUUCAAUUCCAUCAACAUUUAAUUUAUUUGAACGAAUAAUGACUCAAUUAGAAAAAAUAACACCAUUUGCAUUUCAAUUAACAUAUAAUUUACCAAAUGAUUAUAUAAAAAAUGAUGAACAAUUAAAUACAUCUAUGAUUAGUAUGAAUUCAACAAAAACAAAUGCACGUAAUUGGCUUAUGUCAAUAUCACGACGUACUUCAAAACAUCUUACACAAUCAAUUAUUCAAGAUAAUUCAAAUGAUACAUUACGUUCAACAUUAUCAAAAAAAUUUAAUUCAUUUUUUACUCGAACAAAUACACAACAAUCACAAAGAAAAUUAACAUCAAUAGUUACAACAAAAUUACCAGAAUCUAAACAACAACAACAACAACAACAAAUUAUAUCAACAGAACAAUUACAUCGAACACAUUUAUCAAAUUUAUUUACAACUGCUACAACAAAUAAACCAAUCGUUGUACCAAAUGAAAAAUUAAAUGAAUCAUCAUCUAAACGAAUACUUGCAACAUUCCAAUCGAAAAUUUCACGUCCAUCAUUAAAUAUUGAUACACCUAAAUCAACUCGAUAUCAUACUACAGUACCUUUACCGAAAUAA
Rotaria sordida is the source of this 3180-nucleotide messenger RNA. The record is from the annotation of a GenBank genome assembly. Lineage: Eukaryota; Metazoa; Rotifera; Eurotatoria; Philodinida; Philodinidae.